CACAAAUCACAACAAGCUCAAGUGCGCAAUCUUUGCAGAAAUUAUGAAAGUAUUUUGGUGUAGAGUUUUGAUAUUUAUCGUUUAUCUUUUCUUGGUUUUUUCAAAAAUCAUCAAAGAACAUCGACGGUAUUGCGUGAUAGGUGCUGGACCAGGAGGUCUUCAAAUUUCAUAUUUUCUACAAAAGUCAAAUCGGGAUUACGUUGUGUUCGAGAGAAAUGCUAAAGCUGGUUCCUUUUAUGAUUACUUCCCCCGCCAUCGAGGAUUGAUAUCUAUCAACAAACGACAUACAGGUCGAACUAAUAAAGAGUUCAACAUGAGACAUGAUUGGAAUUCGUUAUUAUCUGAAGAUGAAUCACUGCGCAUGACCAAGUAUAGCAAGCGUCUUUACCCUAAGGCAGAUGUCUUAGUCCGUUAUCUCAAUGACUUCGCCAGAAAAUCAAGACUCAACAUUGUUUACAAUACAGAAAUUAAGGAAAUUUCUAGAAACACUAAGGAAGAAUUGUUCAUAUUGAAAGACCAAAAUGAAAACUUUUACAGUUGUAAAGAUCUUAUUGUUAGUACUGGUUUGCCUGUUGAAAAUAUCCCUGAAUUCAAAGGAGCUGAACAUACAGAGAGUUAUGGCAAAAUGUCAAUUGAUCGCGAUGAUUACGAAGGAAAAUCUGUGCUGAUCUUAGGAGGAGGAAAUGCUGCAUUUGAGACCGCUGACCGUAUUAUGGAGUCCACAAAUCUUGUUCACGUGAUGGGAAGAUCUAGGGUACGUCUAGCGUGGUCAACGCAUUAUGUUGGUGACGUAAGAGCCAUUAACAAUCGCCUUCUUGAUAAUUAUCAACUAAAAUCUUUAGAUGGAUUCUUAGAGAAAUCUUUCUCCCAGCUAAGUAUCGUGAAGCAUGCUGGGAAACUAUACGUGGAUUUUUAUGACUCGAAUGGAAAGAUUUUGAACAAAACUGGAGUUGCUCCGGAUAACUACUCUUUACGUGACCCGUAUGAUAAGGUCCUUAGAUGCAUUGGUUUUCAAUUUGAUUUCUCCAUAUUUAAUUCAACCGUUAUGCCCGAAAAAGGCCUGGGUAAGAAACACAAGUACCCACGCAUCACUCCAGAUUUUCAAAGUCAGAACAUUCCAAGGUUAUGGUUUGCUGGAGCGUCAGCACAUUCUUUGGAUUGGAAGAAGUCUGCUGGUGGGUUCAUUCAUGGAUACAGAUAUACAGCUAGAGCUCUUCAUCGUAUCUUGGAAUGGAAGAAUCAUGCAAUAAAAUGGAAGCACCACGUGAUUUCCCAAAGCCAAAUAAUGAACUAUAUAAUAAAACGUGUAAACGAGGCAUCGGGUAUAUAUCAAAUGUUCGAGUUUCUGGUUGAUGUAAUCAUUUAUGUAAAUGAGGAAGAAACUAUUUACGUCGAGGAAUUUCCAUGCAUGUUGCUUGAUCGAUUUACACAGUAUACCGGUUUACCUAAUGGACCAAUGCUUGUAAUUAACAUGGAGUAUGGGGAAACAUUUUCCGGCCCUGGCCAAGACACUUUUCAUGAAGAUAGAUCAACACUGGAUCCAUCGCGGGCUCAUAUCUCCAACUUCUUACAUCCCGUUUUGUAUUUCUAUCCUCAACCAUUGAGAGCCUUGGGAAAAAAUUAUUCUUUACCUAAACCGCAUAGAAUACAUCAUAUUGUAGAAGAUUUUCUUACAAAAUGGACGGGAUUAUCCAGUCAUCUGGUUCCUUUGAGAAGAUUUUUGGAGCAAGUGCAGGGAGAGGAUUUGAGAAAUUUCUUUUCACAAAGUUGUUUUAAACUGGCGAUGACAAAUGUUCGUUUGCCAAGAAGAUGCCGCGAUUACUUCAUUAAAAGUUCUUCUCUCCCUGCCGUAUCUAAUUUACACGUCGUUCUGAAAGAGUGAACCAACCUAUUAAUGAUGUGUUUUGAAGGAUUUGACCUCGACUCGAUACGUUAACUAAAACUGCUUGUCUGACCAUCAACGAGAGAAGGAAUUUGUAGGGAUAGUAGAGUAAAAUAGAUGUCGGCUACUGUACUGUAGUACAGUAGCCGACAUAUAUAGUGUUAUAUAUAUUGUUCAGGAGAUAUUUUGGAAAUUAUUGAUAAAUAAAAGAGCAGAUUCUAAAUAAAAACGAAACAAGUGAUAACGAUAUUUUGUGAAACAUUAUAACUCAAUCCAUACAUCUUUA
Messenger RNA from Xenia sp. Carnegie-2017, 2168 nucleotides. Its product is annotated as FAD-dependent oxidoreductase domain-containing protein 2-like. The record is from RefSeq and is a predicted model, not a curated record. The coding region runs from base 44 to 1882 and encodes 612 amino acids. NCBI's taxonomy places the organism in Eukaryota, Metazoa, Cnidaria, Anthozoa, Malacalcyonacea, Xeniidae. The transcript is spliced from 21 exons. Gene Ontology annotation, molecular function: flavin adenine dinucleotide binding; monooxygenase activity.